Molecule: messenger RNA, 879 nt
Organism: Miscanthus lutarioriparius
Lineage: Eukaryota; Viridiplantae; Streptophyta; Magnoliopsida; Poales; Poaceae
Source: the annotation of a GenBank genome assembly
AUGACAAUAGUAACAGCAAAAAAAGGGAGUAAUCAAACAGUCAGGACAGCUCUUCUCGUGUCAAUCCCUGUCGCUGUUGCGCUGCUGGUGCUGCUGCUAGUUGUUGCCUAUCUCUGCAACAGGAACAGAAAACCACACAAGCAUGUGCAGAUUGCCAGCAUCAGGCACGCUACAAAACGGGCAGGAGAUUGCAGUGAAGAGGUUGUCUGCAACUUCGCAGCAAGGACAGAUGGAGAUGAAGAACGAGGUUUUCCUGUUGGCGAAGCUCCAGCACAGGAACUUGGUGCGACUGCUCGGCUGCUGCAUCGAGGAACACGAGAGGCUCCUCGUCUACGAGUUUCUUACCAACAACAGCCUCGACAAGAUCGUCUUUGUGGGUACAUGGCGCCGGAGUACGCUCUGCACGGCAUCUUCUCGGCCAAAUCAGACGUUUUCAGCUAUGGUGUCCUUGUCCUCGAGAUAGUCACCGGACGACGCAACACGUACACGCAUGCUUCAGGACCCUCCGAAGAUCUUCUUACCUAUGUUUGGAGGCAGUGGAGCCGUGGGAGCGUGCAACCGCUGCUGGAGGGGUGCCCCGAGGAGGGGCGUCGGGCGCAGGAGAUGCUGAGGUGCAUCCACGUCGGUCUGCUCUGCGUCCAGGAGGAUCCGCACCUCCGCCGCAGCAUGGCGUCGGUCGUCGUCAUGCUCAACAGCCGCUCCAUUACGCUACCGGCCCCCAACGCGCCAGCCUUCGCGAUGCCGGGCCGUGGUCUCACGGUGACCGCGGACGCGCCCGUGACGGGGACGGAUCGCCAGGGUGCGAGGGCGGUGGCAGCAGGUCGGGGACAGUCCAUGUCCAUCAAUGAUGCCUCCCUUACUGACUUGGAGCCGCGUUGA